UCAAUUUCCAAUAUGGCGACACGCUGAGUAGAAUUUGUGCAAAGCGUUGCUAGUUGCUAAAUCAUUUCGGCUAUAUUGAAGCUAUUUUGUUUGCUUGGUGUUAUUACUGUAAGACAGUUGUUCAGGUAUACAUAUUUUCUUAAAUAACUUCAAGAUGUAUCGUCGCGGAGCCGCAAAGAAGGACCCUAACAACAAACCUGUGAAGAAGGACGUGAGCGACAGCGAUAAAUACGCCGAUAUCUUGGUUUUCGGUUAUGCCUGCAAACUGUUCCGAGACGACGAAAAGGCUCUUUACCACGAACAUGGAAAACACCUAAUCCCAUGGAUGGGAGACAAGAGCAUCAUGAUUGAUAGAUACGAUGGGCGGGGUCACUUACAUGACCUUUCAGACUAUGACAGCGGGUCAUGGAAUACAUCCUACCAGCUGUCAGAGGAAGAGGCGAGGAUUGAGGCGCUGUGUGAUGAAGAGCGGUACCUGGCUCUACACACCGACCUGCUGGAAGAAGAGGCAAGACAAGAGGAAGAAUACAAACGUUUAAGUGAGGCUCUGGCUGACGAAGGCACUUACAACGCAGUGGCUUUCAAAUACAGCGCUGACUACUAUGAUCCCUCACAGCCCACAGAGGAAGAGGACGCCAAAAGGGAACAUGAGGAGGCAGAGCCUGAGGAAAGUGAAGAACCAUUUGUUGCCCCCCCAGGACUUGCUAUCCCACCAGAUGUAGAGCUGCCAGCAACUAUCAAGACUCACAACAUCAUCGAAAGGACGGCCAACUUUGUGUGUCAGCAGGGUGCUCAGUUUGAGAUAGUGCUAAAAGCAAAGCAGGCUGGGAACUCCCAGUUUGACUUUCUCCGCUUUGACCACUAUCUGAACCCAUAUUAUAAACACAUUCUGCGGGCCAUGAAGGAAGGUCGAUACAACCUUGUCUCUUCUAACAAGCCGGAUCAGUCGCAGGAGUCAAGUUCAGAAGAUUCUGAUGAUGAUGGAGAUGGCAACUACCUUCACCCUAGUCUUUUUGCUCCAAAGAAAUGUUCUCGUCUAGAGGAGCUUACAAAGCCUCUUAAGGUCAUGGACCCGGAUCAUCCCCUCGCAGCGAUUGUACUAAAGGCUCAACAGGAAAGAAAUGGAACAGCACCUGCAGUCGCCCCUCCUGAGGAACCAGCACCCGCUCCCCCAGUCCAGUACUCUGCUGACCCUGUCUACUACGGGUAUUACAUGCUUCCAGAUGGCUCAUACUGCUUAGCUGCACCUCCACCAGGUGUAGAGGCCUCUUCAUACUACAACAAUAUGACUUCAGCUGUCGCUUCUGCUCCUGCUUCUUCUGAGGCUUCGUCCCAGAGUGAGAGCACCUCAACACCUGCUGUAACUGUCACAGUGGCGCCGCAGGCGACGGCUCCCUCACAGGUUUUUACUCCAGCUGAAACUCCUGCUGUUGCCACUAACGUUCCAGAAAUCAGUAACUCUAAAGUUGAAGCUCCAGUUUCAACACCCGCACCAGCCAUCAUUCCUCCACCACCAGACAUCCAGCCAGUCAUAGACAAGCUGGCUGAGUAUGUGGCGAGGAACGGCCUGAAGUUUGAAGCCAGUGUCCGUGCUAAGAAAGAUCCAAGGUUUGAUUUUCUUCAGUCUUGGCAUCAGUAUAACGCCUAUUACGAGUUCAAGAAGAAUUACUUCUUGCAAAAGGAAGGAAAAGCCUUACCAGAGUUUGAGUCUACAAAUGAAGAUGGGCUCCAAUCAGACAGCUCGGCCAACGAUGCCCAGCUCAAUAAAGCCUCUUUUGCCCCCAUCUCUUUUGCGAUAAAACCAAAGGACACUGACAUGCUUCCCUUCGAGAAGAACAGAGUACGGCUGGACGAUGAUUCAGACGAGGACAAGUUGUUGGAAGAGCAGGGGCUGGAUGCUUUGAUGGUUGGAGCUGUAACGGUGGAAAAAGAACCUUCUCCUGCCAUUGCACCUGAAGAAAAGAAACCUGCUCUUACUUUAGAAGAGCUGGAAGCAAAACAAGCCAAGCAGAAACUGGAGGAUCGUCUCGCAGCUGCAGCUAGGGAGAAGCUGGCCCAGGCAUCCAAGGAGUCCAAGGAGAAACAGCUGCAGGCGGAGAGGAAGAGGAAAGCAGCGCUCUUCCUGCAGACGCUUCGCGGCCCAAUCGCUGGGGAGCCUGAGGCCAAGAGAGCAGAGUUAGAGUCAUAUACACAACAAGAGCUGCAGGAAGCCUACUCUGUCCUGUCUGGUUCUUCAUCUCCUCAAGUGUACAAUACACCACCUGUGAUAGCUAAGGAUCAAAGAGCACCUCUGGAGAUCCAGGGAGGGAACAAAAUAAGGGAGCUCCAAACAAGCUCAUCAUCAUCAUCAUUAUACUCUUCGGGCAAAAGCACAGAGAGACACAGAAACCGAGAUCGGGACAGAGAUCGAGAAAGAGAACGAGCAAGAGACAAGGAUCGGGAAAAAGGGAGGGACAAAGAGAAAAAGAAGAAAAAGCACAGAAGAAGGUCACGAUCAAGCUCAAGGUCAAAGAGCGGACACUCACUUCCUAGUUCCUACAAAAGGGGCCGCAGGUCUCGAUCCCGCUCGCGUUCCCCUGGGAGGAGAGACAGGAGGGCAGCAUCGCCUGAAAAGAGACGUGAGGAGAGAGAUCGUUAUCAUCACAGCAGCCAGUCGAGCUUGCCCAGGGGCCAUUCAAGAUCCAGGUCCCCUUCAGAGCCAAAAAGAAAAGCGUUUUCUUUGUCGGGACAGAUACAAACUGCAGGAACCUCCGUCUCUCCGUAUUCCUCACCCAGAGUUUUCUCUCACUCAGUGAGCCCUGCGUCCAGCCUUGGCCAUUCAAGGGGUGGUUCUCAGGAGAAAGACAAGGCAGUGUCUUCGUCCAUAGUUUCCUCUGUGCAGUCAAAAAUAACUCAGGAUCUAAUGGCCAAAGUGCGAGCCAUGCUUGCUACAUCAAAGACCCUCCAGCCUCCCACUUCCUAAAAACGAUAUAUCUGCAUUCUGAACCCGCUGCAGCCUCCCGUCGGUCAGAGGGCGCCGUUCUCCAAUUUCCUGGAGAUUCAUCUUGCUCUCGUCGGUGUUUAUCAGCAACAUCUUUAUCUAUGAUUUAUUAUUUCAUUUAUGUUUCAGCUCCAGCAGACACUGUUUGGCUACAGAAUGUCCUCUGUGGUGUCGUAGGAGUGAAGUAAGCUGGAGCUGUAAGCGUCUCCUUUCACACCUGAGUGGAGAAAGCGGCUCAUUUACUGGGAGAUUAAGACACAGUUGUUAUGUUUCGACGCAGCGAGAAUCAAUUGGGGAAAUAAUCCAUGUUAUUUUUCAUUGUGUUUUAUGAUAAACCCGUAAAGGAUGUCAGUCAUUUCUGCAGCGUUAUGCAAAGCUGUGGCAAGUGUAAUUAUCUCCUUCUGUGAAGGUUUGUGUUUGAUAAUUUCAUUUUCCUCACAUAUCUGCUUUCCUCUGCUUCCGUUUCUUCCCAAAGCCUCUCCUCUCUCGCUCCAUUAUUUCACCAUUCAACCGAAGAAGUGGUUUUAAUUUUUUAUUCGGCUGUACUGCGUGGCCUUCUAUUUCUGUUCCUGGUUUGUUCUGUAAUGAAUUUGAUGCAGGACACUUUGUAAACUGAAAACCUAAAUAAAGUUUCUGUUAUGACUCAA
Messenger RNA from Cyprinodon tularosa, 3627 nucleotides. It is a transcript of the gene sfswap, whose product is annotated as splicing factor SWAP. Gene Ontology annotation, biological process: mRNA 5'-splice site recognition; RNA processing. The transcript is spliced from 19 exons. The coding region runs from base 155 to 2962 and encodes 935 amino acids. The record is from RefSeq and is a predicted model, not a curated record. Gene Ontology annotation, molecular function: RNA binding. NCBI's taxonomy places the organism in Eukaryota, Metazoa, Chordata, Actinopteri, Cyprinodontiformes, Cyprinodontidae.